Molecule: messenger RNA, 2448 nt
Organism: Anopheles marshallii
Lineage: Eukaryota; Metazoa; Arthropoda; Insecta; Diptera; Culicidae
Gene: snu
Product: ABC transporter G family member 23
Exons: 11
Coding region: 1-2448 (815 amino acids)
Cellular component (GO): membrane
Molecular function (GO): ABC-type transporter activity; ATP binding; ATP hydrolysis activity
Source: RefSeq, a predicted model, not a curated record
AUGAGCAACACGACAAUGGUCGGUGGCAAUCAGCAGCCUGCGGCCCCAGCCCCAACUCAACCGCCCGGGACACAACCGCAACCGGCCGAGGAUGGUUUAAGUGUCAUUCGGCCCGAUCUGGACAAAAGGCGCAUUCAGCGCAUGUUUAGCUGGACCGCGGACUCACCCGCAGUAACCGGUAGCGAGACCAGUGUGGCAACGAUCGACGAUGGAGGGACGAUGUGGAGCAGACAGCAGAAUGCCGUCUCCGUGCGGCAUGCGUUCAAAUCGUACGGCACCAAGAAGAAACCAAAUCAAGUUCUAUCGAAUCUUAACAUGACAGUAGCCAAAGGAACUAUUUAUGGACUUUUAGGAGCAUCCGGUUGCGGUAAAACGACACUUCUAUCAUGCAUAGUAGGCAGAAAGCGACUAAACUCAGGAGAAAUAUGGGUCCUUGGAGGAAAGCCGGGAACAAAGGGAUCCGGAGUGCCGGGAGCCCGCGUAGGUUAUAUGCCGCAGGAGAUAGCUUUAUACGGCGAAUUCUCAAUCCGCGAGACGAUGAUGUACUUCGGCUGGAUCUUUGGCAUGCACACGUCAGAGAUCGUCGAGCGGUUACAGUUUUUGCUCAAUUUUCUCGAUUUGCCAUCGGAGUCUCGGUUGGUGAAGAACUUGAGUGGCGGUCAGCAGCGUCGUGUUUCGUUCGCCGUUGCCCUGAUGCAUGAUCCGGAGCUACUCAUUCUCGAUGAACCAACCGUCGGUGUGGAUCCACUACUUAGACAAAGUAUAUGGAAUCAUCUCGUACACAUCACCAAGGCCGGCCAGAAAACCGUCAUCAUUACGACACAUUACAUCGAAGAAGCCCGACAAGCACACACAAUCGGUUUGAUGCGAUCCGGUCGACUGUUGGCAGAAGAAUCGCCCAGCUGUCUGCUGUCGAUGUAUCGCUGCAGCAGCUUGGAAGAUGUCUUCCUUAAGCUGUCACGUAAACAGGGCCAAACUAAUACGGCACCAGCUGAGCUGAACAUCAGCAACAACAUAUCACUUUCGGCGCUAGCAUUUGGCAACAAAAAGGAUAACCCAGUCUACGUCAGCCAGGAAAGUGGAGUCGUCGGACUAAACUUCCACCAGAGCAAGGAAGUGCUCAUCAGUGACAGUAACGGAUCCACCAUUGCUAUUAACGGACUCAAUGGGUCAGCGCCCGGUGCGAUCAGUCAGGCAGUCGAAUGCGAUAACUGUACCGAAUGUUCGGGUUGUUCCAAUUUCACGUCGAAGGGAAAAAUCCGUGCACUGCUCGUGAAAAACUUCCUGCGCAUGUGGCGAAACGUGGGCGUGAUGCUGUUCAUCUUUGCCCUCCCGGUAAUGCAGGUGAUUCUGUUCUGUUUGGCAAUUGGACGCGACCCAACCAACCUGAAGAUGGCCAUCGUAAACGGUGAGAUGAACUCGACCAUCGGUGCGGACUGUGCGUUCGAUCCUGGGUGCAGCUUUACCAACCUGUCCUGUCGAUACUUGAGCCACCUGAACACGACGAUCGUGAAGGAGUACUACUCGGAUCUGGAUUCGGCGCUCGGUGCGGUACGCGAUGGCAAUGCCUGGGGUGCUUUAUACUUUACGGACAACUUCACCGAUGCACUUGUGGCACGCAUUGCGCUCGGACGAGAUGCGGACGAUGAAACGUUGGAUCAAUCGGAGAUUCGCGUGUGGCUCGAUAUGUCCAACCAGCAGAUCGGCAUCAUGCUCAACCGGGACUUGCAGGUUGCCUACCGGGAGUUUGCCCAGCAGCUGCUCCGAGUGUGCGACAACAACCCGAAGCUUGGCGAUGUACCGAUUCAGUUCAAGGCUCCGAUCUACGGCACCAACGAUCCAUCGUUCACGGACUUCGUUGCGCCAGGAGUCAUUUUGACUAUCGUGUUCUUCCUGGCAGUGGCGCUAACCUCUUCCGCUCUGAUCAUCGAACGUACCGAGGGUUUGCUGGACCGUUCGUGGGUGGCCGGUGUAACGCCGACCGAAAUUCUGUUCUCCCACGUCGUCACACAGUUUGUGGUAAUGUGCGGCCAAACGGCACUGGUACUGAUCUUCAUGAUCGUGGUAUUCGGUGUAACGAAUAAUGGUGAGAUCGGGUGGAUCGUCGUGCUGACCAUCCUGCAGGGUCUGUGCGGUAUGUGCUUCGGGUUUGUCAUUUCGGCAAUCUGUGAGCUCGAACGUAACGCCAUCCAGCUCGCGCUCGGGUCAUUCUAUCCGACGCUGCUCCUGUCGGGCGUUAUUUGGCCGAUCGAAGGUAUGCCGCUGGUGCUGCGAUACGUAUCGCUCUGUUUGCCACUUACCCUGGCCACGACGUCCCUCCGCUCGAUACUGGCCCGUGGCUGGAGCAUAAUGGAACCAGACGUGUACAUGGGAUUCGUUUCCACGAUCGCCUGGAUCGCGCUGUUCCUUGUCAUCACGAUGCUGGUGCUCAAGUUCAAGCGCGGCUAA